AUGGCACAAACGGGGCACGAAAUCGGAAAAGUGUGUGGUAAUACUGAUGACACUGACGAAGACAAUGAAGAGGGUGGAAACAUUGUAGUUCGAAAAAAAGCAGCAGCGGACGAAAGUGCAGAGGACGUAAACGCAGAGGAGGCUAGGAAUAGCAGAUGA
Molecule: messenger RNA, 159 nt
Organism: Racocetra persica
Lineage: Eukaryota; Fungi; Glomeromycota; Glomeromycetes; Diversisporales; Gigasporaceae
Source: the annotation of a GenBank genome assembly